AUGAGCAAAGAUCGAGGCACAGGCGGCUCUGAAAUUGGCCAGACUUCAACAAUGAGGAAAAAAAAAGAAUUCGAAAUUGAGUUUUACUUCGUGAUGCAUCAACUUGAGAGACAAGUUAUUGAUGCUGAACGUCAAGCAGAAAAAGCUUUCCAGCAGGUACAAGUUAUGGAAGAGAAAUUAAAAGCAGCUAAUAUUCAAACCAGUGAAUCAGAGACGAGGUUAUAUAAAAAAUGUCAAGAUCUGGAGUCUCUAAUACAGGAAAAAGAUGACAUCAUUCAAAACUUGGAACUGCAACUAGAAGAGCAGAAACAAAUAAGAAUACAGGAAGCUAAAAUAAUAGAAGAGAAAGCAGCUAAGAUCAAAGAAUGGGUAACAGUGAAGUUAAAUGAGCUGGAAUUGGAGAAUCAGAAUCUUCGUUUGAUCAACCAAAACCAAACUGAAGAGAUAAGAACAAUACAGUCAAAACUACAAGAAGUUCAAGGGAAGAAGUCAUCCACUGUCUCUACCCCAAAGCUUUCAGAAGGCCAGCGCCUGAGCAGUUUGACCUUUGGGUGCUUUUUAUCCCGAGCAAGGACUCCUCCUCAAGUAGUAAAAUCUGAGGAAAUGAGCAAGAUAUCAUCUAAAGAAUCUGACUUCACUGAAGGAAAACAUAUAGAAGAAAUGGAAAUUCCAGAAAAGUCUGUUGAUGACCAAGAUCAAGAAAACAACAGAGGCCAGAGAACAUGGCAUCACACCCCUUGUGGCUCAGAACAGAACCAGAAAACAAGAACAAGCUUUGCAGCAGGUGGUGGCAUAUCCCAGAAUUCUGCGGCUCCAGCGAGUGACUGGAGCUCUGAUGAGGAAGACAGCAGCAAAGGAAGACCCAAGUCCAGGUGCACGUCCACCCUUUCCAGUCACACAUCGGAGGAGGGGGUCCAGUGUAGCAGAAUGGGCAGUGAAACGUAUCUAACAGCAUCUGAUGACAGCAGUUCUGUAUUUGAAGAAGAGACUUUUGGCAUAAAGAGACCAGAACACAAGAAGCUGUACUCUUGGCAACAGGAGGCACAGUGGAAAGCUCAGAAUAAUCUUCUCGGAAAGGGAAAUUCUGAAUCAAGUAAAAAGGAGCAAGAUAGUUCCUCGGAUGAACUGAAUAAAAAAUUUCAGUCUCAGAGACUGGAUUACUCAUCUUCAUCAAGUGAGGCAAACACCCCAAGCCCUAUUUUGACCCCAGCUUUAACUCCAAAGCAUCCUAACUCACUCCCUGGAAAAGGAACACAAUUAGUGCCUUCAUCGAACCUGCCACCCCCAAAGUUGAGGAUUCCUAAUGUUUUCAGUAUAAGUGUAGCCCUUGCCAAAAGGCACUUGAGCCAGCCACAGUUAAGUUCCGACAGGAUGUUUGGUACAAACAGAAAUGCUAUAAGCAUGAUCCGACCACUGAGACCGCAGGAAACUGAUCUUGAUCUAGUUGAUGGGGACAGUACAGAAAUUUUAGAGAAUAUGGACACAAGUUGUGAUGAUGGAUUAUUUUCCUGCGACUCCCUGGAAUCUCCAUAUGCAGAUGACCAGGAAACCUGUGAGUUGACAAGGAAGGCAGCAUGCGGCAAGCCUCCAACUCCUCCCCUGCACCGCUUUCCCUCCUGGGUAAUUAUAUUGCUGUGUGCAACGUGUACACAGUAG
Molecule: messenger RNA, 1656 nt
Organism: Galeopterus variegatus (Sunda flying lemur)
Lineage: Eukaryota; Metazoa; Chordata; Mammalia; Dermoptera; Cynocephalidae
Product: pleckstrin homology domain-containing family H member 2-like
Exons: 7
Coding region: 1-1656 (551 amino acids)
Biological process (GO): negative regulation of actin filament depolymerization
Cellular component (GO): cytoplasm
Molecular function (GO): actin binding
Source: RefSeq, a predicted model, not a curated record